Molecule: messenger RNA, 625 nt
Organism: Tinamus guttatus (white-throated tinamou)
Lineage: Eukaryota; Metazoa; Chordata; Aves; Tinamiformes; Tinamidae
Source: RefSeq, a predicted model, not a curated record
AGAGCUGGAGACGCCUGUGUCUGACAGCUCUCGUGCUUUUCUCAGAGCCGGAGGAAUCACCGUGUGCCAAGAUGUGCAAGGGCCUAGCUGCGCUGCCCCACACCUGCCUGGAGAGGGCCAAGGAGAUCAAAACCAAAUUGGGAACACUGCUGCAGAAGCCUGACUCGGCCAUUGACAUCAUCAUCCCCUACCCGGAGAAGCCAGAGAAGCCGCCCAAAGCCCACAAGCCGUCGCCAGAGGAAGCUUUGCAGUGGCGCGACUCCCUCGAGAAGCUCCUGCAAAACACCUACGGGCUCGCCAGCUUCAGCAGCUUCCUGCGCUCUGAGUUCAGCGAGGAGAACAUCGAGUUCUGGGUGGCCUGCGAGGACUACAAGAAAACCAAGUCUCCUGUGAAGAUGGCGGAGAAAGCCAAGAAGAUCUACGAGGAGUUCAUCCAGACUGAGGCGCCCAAGGAGGUGAACAUCGACCACUUCACCAAAGCCGUGACCAUGAAGAACCUGGUGGAGCCAUCAGCCAGCAGCUUUGACAUGGCCCAGAAGAGGAUCUUCGCCCUCAUGGAAAAAGACUCCCUGCCCAGAUUUGUGCGCUCGGAGUUUUAUCAGGAGCUGGUCAAGUAGCAACAGGG